Molecule: messenger RNA, 6909 nt
Organism: Protomyces lactucae-debilis
Lineage: Eukaryota; Fungi; Ascomycota; Taphrinomycetes; Taphrinales; Protomycetaceae
Product: cell morphogenesis N-terminal-domain-containing protein
Exons: 2
Coding region: 1-6909 (2302 amino acids)
Biological process (GO): cell morphogenesis
Cellular component (GO): site of polarized growth; cell cortex
Source: RefSeq, a predicted model, not a curated record
AUGGGUAGCGCAUUCGAUCCAGAUGAUACAAACAAGAGCCCCUAUACCUAUGCACUGCAUGUCGUCUUCACCUCGUUUGUGCGCAUCGCUGAGCGUAAAAUCAAUACAACCUUGGGAAGCCCAACAGACCCAGAGCCAGACAUUAUGCGACUACUCGGUCCUGGCGUUGACCCGGCAUUCGACAAGGUGCUCAAGAGCUUGGGCUAUAUCGCUAGACAAAAUCCAAAGCCAGUCAUUGAUAGUGUCAUGUUUUGGCGCAAGUCUCGCGCAGAGCUCAAAAGCGACUCGCCGCAUCCUACGCAUACAACGAGUCACAGUAUUGGUACCGUGAGUGGUGGAUUGAAUGAUGCAUCGAUGCAAAGAAGGCCAGAACCUCCGCCGACCAGGCCGUCGUUUUCACGGUCUCCGUCGAUGCAGCAACGAGACGAUCCUGCUCGCGAUGCAGCAACCCAGCUGGACCGCAAGAGCCUCGUGUCUAUCUUCAUCCUGUGUCGAUCGCUCAUUGAAAUUGUCAAGCAAAUCAAUGCCGAAUCGCUCGUUGAUGAGGUUGGCGAGAAGCUCGAGGAGAUUGUCUUCAACCAGCUCAAGAAUGCCGAACCAUCAGCCAUACAAGCGUCGCCUCUACGACUCGCAAACUGGAAUCUCUUCGCCGAACUACUCGGCUGCCUAUCUUCUAUUCGCUUUGCUUCCGUCUCCGAUCGUUUCAUCGCAGAUUUGGAAAAGAAUGCUCGCGGUGUCCUCUCAAAGGAUCGCGAAGCUCGCGUCGAGAUGAUUAUCCACGGCAUGAAGCAUCUACACAUUAGCAUCUAUCCCUCACAAAAGCUCGAGGACUCUUCUGAAUUUCUUUUAAGUUUAGCACGCUUCUUUUGCGAUGCACAUGGUUUUCCUGUCAAGCAGGCUUAUGCAGACAUUUUCCAUCGCAUGUUACUGCCGGUCGCUGAUGUGACCACGGCAGAGGUCAAUUAUCCUACGUGGGUCGAAACGCUUCAACUACUCUACCCUCGCGCUGCCAAAAUGCUCGAAAAGAAGCAUUACUGGAAUGCAGCAUUUCCACUCACAUCCACCCUUCUCUGUGUGUCGCCGCGUGAAGUCUUUCUUGAGCGGUGGUUUUCGCUGCUCGAGCAACACUUCUCAAAAGUCAAAGACCGCAGCUGUCGGUACGAAUACGUUCAGUGUCUAGCACAGCUCAUUUGGGUGGCUGUCUUUCGCUGUCCGGAACAGCAAGCACAGUUCACUCGCAAAAUUGACACCCUCUUCAAACUCCUCUUCCCGCCACGACGGCUGCAGCAUCUGGUUGACCUGCCUACCAAACCACUGAUUCAAGCCAUUCGAUUCGUUGCGGUCAAGCAUCAGAGUUUUGCCCUUCUCAAUAUAAUGACGCCGCUGGUCGGUAGUGAUCAGCUGAAUGGGACCGGCCCAGAACUCGAUAUUCUCAAUCCCGAACGCGUUGGCAUUGCUGUUCGAACAUUCCUUUGGAUCCUUGCAGAUUUGGAGAGCGAUGGCGUCAAGCCAUCCUUCCCAGUGGACUUGUCAACUGCAGCACUCAUUGUUCCCGAGAGCACGCAGAUGGCACCGCAAGCUCUCAAUACGCCCCUACUCAGAGACUUCCACGCACUAUUUUCAGCGUAUUUGUGUCGCGUUGCGUCGUUUUGCGAUCAGCAUUUCGGCGGGCAUGUCAUUGUUGAUGAACGACUGUCACCCAUCAACAAGCUACAACUCCAGAAUGGCGAGCACAUCGCAGUCGUCAAUGGUAUUCCACGGGAAAAGCAUCUCUACCAUGAUUUGCUGGCAGCCGUCUUGACUGCAUUGCCGAGAUGUCUUAUUGCACAGAGUCCGGCGAAUCGAACCAUUGAGAUCAUUUGCCGCUCGACUGCGCAUGGCAACAGUCACGUUCGCGCUGCAGCAUAUAAGGCACUCAAGGCACUGGCAGAGACGACCAAAGUGCAAUCGACUGUAGUCAAUUAUGCAAGAUUUAUGCUUAAAGUGGAUGCUCAGAGCGAAUCUCGGACUGAGGAAAGACUCAAAAUCUAUAUUGAGCUGCUUGUUGCGUGGAUUGACAGAAUCAGCCAGCGUGCGCGAGAAGGUGCAUCGCCCAAUAUGCCUCUUUCCCCGUUGUCGCCGGUCGCAUCCAAUGGACCACCAGAGUCUUCUCGAGGCGAAGAACUUGAAAUGAUCAAUAUCUGGACUGUCAUUGAAGAGACUGAGGCGAAUGGCUUCUUCUUUCUUUGCAAUCAGUCUCCGGGAAUUCGCUCCUGUGCAAUCGAGAUCCUCAGGCUCAUCUCGCGCUUUGACCGAGUCAUGGAUGAGCAAGCUGAAGCAAAUAAGUCUCACCUCCGCAAGACAUCAAAGGCAACCAUCCCAGACGAUGGUGCCACCCGCAUUGUUGAUAUUCUGCGCAUGCAAGGGGCACAAAUUCUUGACUCCAUCGUUGAAAAGGCGUCAAUCGCAGAAAAGAGCCGAAUUGGAAAAGUCAAGCAGGAAGUCGCCCAAGAAUGUUUGCUCAAAAUUGCAGAAAGUGACAGCGGUGUUGAUGCUGCUAUUUGGUUCAAGGUCUUUCCCAAGCUCAUUGAUGUGUGCUUCAAGCAGUUCCCCAUCACGGUCGUCCUUUCUCGCAAUGUCAUCUGCAAUCGACUAAUCAAGAUGCAUGGCAAAAUUCUCAAUGCGAUCGAGCGUCUACCUAUAUCUUCGCCAUUUGAGGUUGCACCCAAAGUGAGCUCGCGUCAUGCAGACUCGCCUGAAAGCAUGGUAGAGCAAUGGAAGCUUUUCCUGAUCAUGGCCUGCUCAACUUUGACGCUGACUGAUGAGCAACUACCCACGCACGUCUUGCGCCAUGGUAGGAAACGCUCUGUUCCUGUGGCCACAUUUGAACGCAUCACAUCCGCGCGCUCUGUCUUCCAGAUCGUGCUUCCACUGCUGACUGUUGACUCGACAGCAAUCCGAGAGGCCAUCGUCACUGCGUUGGGUUGCAUCAACAUCAAUCUCUUCAAGACGCUACUCGAAGAUUUGCAGCCCAUGAUGCGAACGCUUAGCAAUGCAACACGCAGCGACAUGAACAAGUUGAAUGGAGCUCGGGACCUCAAGAAAACCGACAGGUUACGCACAGAAGUCACACAUAUUCUCGAGCUGACCUCACAUUUCCUUGACCGGAAAGAAGUCUUGCAAAACGACUGGAUCAUGGAGACGCUUCUCAAUUACUUGCGAGAUAUCAAGUCAUUCUUGAGUGAUGAUGAGAUUCAGGUAGAAUGGGAGUAUCAACGCUUGCGUCGCUACUUUUGCGGACUGCUCGAGGCAAUCUGGAAAGGUCUCUUGCACACGCCAGACCCCUCCCGAUGGCUGCCGUUCGAAGGACGAGUAUCUUGCUUCCGUCUUGUGGAAGAGUGGUGCAACCACGGCCCUCUCGAAAGUGUAUCGCGCGGGCGAGAAGACAUCAUGCGAAAGUCCAUCAUGGACCUCUACCGCGAUGUACGUGAUCGAGGCGCUCUGACUGCUUCUAUGGAAAUUGAGAAGCGCAACGUAGAGCUCGCUUCACUCGAGGCAAUGGCGACGCUGUGUGAAGGACCUCUUGCACAGACCGUCGACGCUGCUGGUGUGCGCAAGACUACGAUGUCUUUUGAGAUUGAUGACCUAUUCUCCUGGAUCGCGGCAAUCUUCAGCAGCUCGUCCGAGCGUCUGCAUAAGAUCGGCCGUCGCGCCUUGUCAAAUCUGCUGACAUUCAAUCACGACUACAGACUUUUGUAUGAAGAGGCCGUUCAUCAAUGCUACACCCAUGAUUUGGAUGGCAAAGCCGCUCAGAGCUACUUUACGGUUGUGUCGGAUGUUUUGACCACCCAGACUGCCAAUCCUUGCAGUUGUUCACAGAUGCUGGCCAUCUGUUUGCUCAAGGCUGGUGAUAAGGAGACUGCAGUCAGGUCUCGCGCUCUCAACCUGCUGCGCACCAUUGAGCUACAAUUCUAUGGUUCGAGUUGUGUUGACAACUUUUCCGCCAUGGUCGUCAACCUCAAUCCAGUUGUGUACAAGCGCGGACAGUACCUGCUGGCGGCGCAGUUGGCAAAGGAGCAUUCAGAUCAGAAAAAUCUCAUCUUUUCUGAGUGCUGCAAGUUCUUUAGGCUGGUCGAUACAACGCUGCAGCGCGAUGUGGUUGCUAUUUUGCUCCCUUGGAUUCAAUCUAUUGAGCUUCAACUCGACAUCAAUGGUGAGCAUCUCAAUGCAGCAAGUUACAUGGUGCUUGUCAAUCUAUUUGAAAUUACGCUGCGCUUCCGUGGCACACUGCUCAAUGAGGUUGAAGGACUUUGGACAGCGCUUGUGUCUGGAUCCUACCCAGGCAAUGUCAAGGCCAUUCUCGACUUUACGAUUGCCCAGAGUGUAUCUCGUCGCGACCCGCUCUUUGUCAAUUGUGGAAAGCAAGUGGUUGUCUAUUUAUCGCGAUCACCUGCCGGUAACAAGCUCAUGGAAGCAUUCCUCAAAUUUCUGCAGCCGCGAUCCAUGAUUCCGCAACUCAGAGAAUCUCCCAAGCCAUCGAUGGAUGAAGAACGCUUUGCAUACGUUGCCAACCUCGACAGCAUCUUUGAAGCAAAACAAAAGCACAUUGUUUUCUCGCUCGGCCAACUCGCGCUUAUCUACAUGGUCGAUUUGCUGGUCCUCCCGUCACCUGAAGUGCUUGCAGAAGUGCCGCUGCUUUUGGUCAUUGUCUUGCUUUUGCUCGACCACUACAUCCCGGUCGUGCAAGAUCAAGCUCGCGAGAUGCUUCUGUAUCUCACAUUCAACGUCUGUGUAGAAGGCAGACCUGAGACUGAGACUACGCGCUCAGCACGCGAAAAGCUCGCUGCGCUGCGCACACGCGACAUCAAGUCGUUCUGGCACUAUGAUGAGCUGACUUUCAAAGAAGGCAAUGCAAGCAAAGUACCACCAUAUAUGACCAAGCUCGUCAACGACAUCUUGUCAAUGUACGAGGAGACCAUCCCAGAUCUGGGCAAUGAGCUUGGUAAGGCUGCUUUGACGUGGGCAACAUCGUGUCCUGUUCGGCACAUGGCCUGCCGAUCGUUUCAAGUCUUCCGAUGCGUAUCUUCGUCCAUGAAUCAGACGAUGCUCGCUGAUAUGCUGGCUCGUUUGUCAAAUACAGUUUCUGAUACAUCAAGCGAGAUUCAAAUCUUCGCCAUGGAGAUCCUACAAACUCUGGGGCAGCUUGUGGAUCGACUACCAGCCGAUGAGCUCAUCCAGCAUCCGCAAAUCUUCUGGUCAACUGUUGCUUGUCUCGACAGCAUCCACGAGCAAGAAUUCGUGCAGGCUCAAUCAAUGCUUCAAGUCUUCAUGUCCAAGAUUGAUCUCAACUUGCCAGAGAAUGCCGCGUUUUUCAUUUCCAAUCUGCCACCAAAGUGGGAGGGCGCGUUUGAAGGACUCUUUUCAUCUUUGCUCAAAGGUCUCCGAUCUGCAAAUUGUAUGCCGUCGACAUUGGCGUUGCUCAAUAGACUUCUUGCAUUUGGUCCGAGCGAGCUUGUCGGCGGCGAUAGCCGGUUGCUGUUUGGCAUCCUCGCCAAUGUCCCGUCAUUUAUGCACGCACUCGGCACUAGCAACAUUGCCCUCAGUGAUGUCCGAGCAGCAGAGACAUUGUCCCGUCUUGCAGCGUCGCAGGGCUUUGAGGCUUGCUCGCGCAUCUUUGACUCGUUUGCAAAAAAGCGUUUUCGCAACACGGACGACCUUUCUAGACAGAUGGUGUCUAUCAUCAGAGAGCAGUUCUUCCCGCAGAUGGAAGCGCCAGUCCUCAUUUUCCUACUCGGUCUUUUGUCCAACAAAACGGCCUGGGUCAAGACUUGCACAAUGGACGUUCUGAAGACUUUGCUGCCAUUUGUCGACACGCAUCGCGCGGAGUUUGCUGGUGUGGGUGCAGACCUCAUCUCGCCGUUGUUGAGACUGCUUCAAACUGAUUAUGCGCAAGCAGCACUCGAAGUGCUCGACAAGGCCAUUUCCAUUUCUGAUGGACCCAAAGACAGACAGGUUUUGCGCAUGAGUCUCGGCAAUCGAACAAUUCGCAAGGAGUAUGAAAAGACGGCGACGCUCUUUGGCAUACCCGACGACUCUGGUUGGGCUAUACCACUACCUGCUGUCACGGCUGCGCGGACGCGAACUAAUGUACAUGCAGUGUUUUACACUUGCUCGACUUCCGUGGCGUCUGACGAGUUGGGAGAUGCGGUACAGUUCCAUAUGGAUGACUAUGCCUAUCAUGCGCCAAGUCAAAGAAGCGAAACCAUGCUCUCUGUGGAUGGCGGCGAGUCAUCCUUAGGCGACAUGGUAUCGGCCUUGCACAGCCUGGAUGUCUUCUUCACGGAAGACAAUGACUUUGAACGGACACCGACAUCCGUGUCGGAUGCAGGAACAGAAGCAGCGCCUGCUGCAGUGUAUGACACCAGGGUUGCGGCCAUUCUCUCUCGGUCACUGAAUCGUACGCCAAGCACAGCAUCCUUGACGUCGCCCGGGUUUGACUUGUCGCCUCGCCAUGAGCGGCAACCUAUCUUUUCCUUCCCUCGCCACAGCAAGCCUGCUGUUACUUCGCCUCACAAGUCGCCAUUGCUGAGCAGAGUUGGCUCUGAUAGUGGCGAAGACGAGCCGUUGGUGAUCGGUGUGCCGCACCACGGACAAGCGCAAGAGACGAUUGACGAUGAUAAUGGCUCAGAGGCGAGUUUCAAGCUAGAUGGCAUGCUCAAGAAGAACCCUGGUAUGCGGUCGAGACUCUGGUCAUCGGACAAGGAAAAGAAGACUUCUUCCAAAAAGCAAAGCAAGAAAGAACCUGGUGGUAGUCCUGGAAGCGGUACACAUGCAAGCAACGGCAAUGCAGGAUAUGCGAAUGCCAGCUCCUCAAAGUUGAGAUUGGGCAGUCCCCCUUCGCAACAGCAGCAGCAGUUUUGGGCCAAGUAG